Nicrophorus vespilloides is the source of this 846-nucleotide messenger RNA. Its product is annotated as alpha- and gamma-adaptin-binding protein p34-like. The transcript has a single exon. Bases 74 to 817 code for a protein of 247 amino acids. Lineage: Eukaryota; Metazoa; Arthropoda; Insecta; Coleoptera; Silphidae. The record is from RefSeq and is a predicted model, not a curated record.
CAAAAUUUUGUCGUAAUAUGACUUAAAAAUUGAAAUAUUGGUUGUAGUGAUUUUAUGUGAUUAUUUUGUAACAAUGGAUUCGAAACCUUGCGUAGUGAUAGUUAGUAGCAGUAACACGAAACCAAAAUCUUUGAUAAAACUUAUAACCAAAGAAAAUCCAGUGGAACAUUCAGAAAAAUAUAGUUCUUUGUCCCAUCCAUGGAGGUUCGAAACCAAAUAUUAUACUGCUGAAGUUGAAUUGAUUGGCCUAUCGGAAUACACUGAAAAUGAAUUCCAGAAGAAUGUAGAAGCAUUGAUCAUUCACAUGGAUAGUAACAAAAGUACAGGUCUUGAUGAUUUAAAAGAAUGGGAGCCUUUGGAGACCAAUUUUGAUCCAGACAUUAAAUUGCUCAUUGCAAAUUAUUGCAAUAAUGAAACAAAAGUGACCAAAGCAAUGGCUACAGAUUGGUGCUUGAAGAGAGGUUUUGAAUUUAUUGAGAUUUUUCCAGCAGUGGAAGCGGACCAGGAGGAGCAGGAUUUAAUCGAAGAGAAAAUUGGUGUGGAUAGGAUAAUAGAAGCAUUAGAGACACACAUCUGGUCGAAUUUGGUCAUGAAGGAUAAAGUAAAAGAAGAAAAGGAAAACAAAAAUGUUGAUUUGGAUGAAUUGCUUAUGGAUGAUACAAAUGAUGACUUUACGGAUCUCUUUAAUAAAUUACACAUGAUGAAAGACAGUAUACAAUCAAUGCCUGUGAAAGAGAGGAAGCAAUGUGCUGAGCAAGUUGUCAGUGCAUUUUGGAAAGCUAUUGGUGGAGAUGAAGAAGAAAUUGCUGAUUUAUAAAAUGUCUCUUGUAUUAUAGAAAUAAAAUA